Lasiosphaeria miniovina is the source of this 762-nucleotide messenger RNA. RefSeq lists its product as uncharacterized. Lineage: Eukaryota; Fungi; Ascomycota; Sordariomycetes; Sordariales; Lasiosphaeriaceae. The record is from RefSeq and is a predicted model, not a curated record. The coding region runs from base 152 to 493 and encodes 113 amino acids. The transcript has a single exon.
GGCGCUCGCCCCGCACCCUAACAUCGCCGGGUACCGCGGUGUCCGGGUGCGGCGGGGGUUCGCGACAACCAUUGUGUUGGACCGGGCGCCGGGCCCGACGCUGUUCGGGUAUGUGGACAAGAGCAACGGCACCUUCGACAAGGAAGCGAUAAUGUCGGGGCUGCGGUCCGCCGUCGCGUUCCUGCACGGCGUCGUCGGCGUGGCGCACAACGACAUCAACCCGCAAAACGUUAUGCUCGGGCCGACGGCAAGCCGCUGCUCGUCGACUUUAACUCGUGUAUGCCUCUCGACACCCCCAUGGGCUUUACAGGCGGCACCGUGGGCUGGAUGGGCGACGGCGACUACUCCAUAUCCAAGGGUGAGUUCUCUCGUUUUCUUGCAUAUCUACCUACCUUGCUCAUCUCAGUUGCUGCCAAAUAUUGGAUGGGGCGGCUUACCAUGGUGUCGACACACCGGCUUACCAUGUCGACGCACCGGCUCUAUCAAAGCAUGAUCACGAUGCCCUCGGGAUCAUCGACAAGUGGCUGGAUAGUAAGAUGGAGGAGUCUACGGAGCAAUUUCGCAAAAGAAAGGCUGAUGAUCAAGGAUUGCACGUUGGUUGAGACUUGAGAGGUAUCAGCCACCAGCUAGUCUACGGCGGGAAUUUUCGUUUAAAUGCAUCAAGCAGGUGCCUCGGUUCUAGACGUGGCGACCCAACAAAGAAAUCGCCCCACAACGAAAUCUCUGCCCCUGUCAUCUAAUUUCCCGCCCUUCAACUUCAAC